AAAAUGUACACAUUUUGCCCACUCUUUUUUCAGUCAAAAGAACACCCUGUUUUUACCUACACUUCUACGCUUACAACAUGAAGAGGCCAUUAAAAAUUAAAUCAACACUAAUUUAAAACCUUUCUUUUAUUCUCUUCUCUUGAAUGCUGUAGUCCUUACGCUGCCAGCAUGUGCAGUUCCCACUCUUCCCGCGCGAUUACAGCACUGAACAAGAAGAAUACAACUCUGCACUCAUCUCUUUCAAUCAUUUAUUGCUCUGUCCCCAAAUCAUUUUCGCCCCAUCAACCAAGAAUAUGACCCUUUUCUUCAUCACCACCAUUUGAAUUCUCAUGUACUUGUCUGUCCUGAAUCUCUUCUAUAAUUUCAUCUCUGCAGCAGCUGCUUUUCUUGCAUUCUGAAUUUGUCAGAGGUUUAAUGUUCUUUGUUUUAACCUGUAGUUUAAGGAAUGGCAGAGAUUAAGGAUACUAUUCGAGGGCUUUCAUGUUUUGACUAAGGGAAAAAAUGGACAUCAAGCUUUUCUUCUCAGUGAUCUUAGUGUGUGCUACUCUGUGCUUUCAUACAACAGCUGAACCUGUUGAAGAUAAACGGGCUUUGCUCGAUUUCAUCGACAAUAUUUACCACUCAAGAAAGCUGAAUUGGGAUGAGAAGACUUCUGCUUGCAAUAACUGGACUGGGAUCACUUGCAAUCAUGAUAAUUCAAGAGUUAUAGCAGUUAGAUUGCCCGCGCUUGGAUUCAGAGGCAGCAUUCCUGAGAACUUCCUGCAAAUUAGCCGGUUAUCUGCGCUGCAAAUUUUAAGUCUGAGAUCCAAUGGUCUUGGUGGUGUGUUUCCAUCUGAUCUUCUGAAGCUUGGGGACUUAAUGGUCCUUUAUCUUCAGAACAACAAUUUUCAGGGGCCAUUGCCUUUGGAUUUGUCGGUCUGGAAGAAUCUGUCUGUGUUGAAUUUGUCGAACAAUGGCUUCAAUGGGAGCAUACCUUCUUCAGUUUCAAAUUUGACUCAUUUGACAGCUUUGAAUCUUGCUAAUAACUCACUUUCUGGUGACAUUCCUGAUAUUGAUAUCCCUAGCCUUCAAUGGUUGGAUUUGUCUAACAAUAACCUUAGUGGAUUCUUGCCUCAGUCUCUUCUUAGGUUUCCUAGUUCAUCUUUCUCCGGUAACAAUGUUUCGUCUGAGAAACCAUUGCCUCCGGUUCCUCCACCCACGGCUGCACCUAAGAAGCACUCCUCAAAGUUUAGUGAAUCUGCGAUUCUUGCAAUCGUCAUUGGCAGCUGUGCAGUGGCAUUCGUCUCUAUUGCCUUGCUCUUGAUUGCUACCAACUGGAAGAAAAACGAAGAAGGUAUGUCCAAGACCAAUGUCUCAUCCCAGAAGAAAGAAAAAUCUAUCAAGAGGACAGAUUCUCAGCAUAGGGAUGAGAAAACGAGGCUAGUGUUUUUCGAGGGCUGUAGUCUUGCGUUUGAUCUUGAAGAUCUGUUGCGGGCUUCUGCCGAGGUGCUUGGGAAGGGCACGUUUGGUACUACUUAUAAGGCAGCAUUGGAGGAUGCAACAACAGUUGCAGUGAAGAGAUUGAGGGAAGUUAUUGCUGGGCGGAAGGAGUUCGAACAGCAGAUGGAGGUUGUUGGGAGCAUCAGGCAUGAGAAUGUGGCUCCAUUGAGGGCUUACUAUUACUCUAAGGAUGAAAAGCUGAUGGUGUAUGAUUACUACAGUCAGGGGAGUGUCUCUGCAUUGUUACAUGCAAAAAGAGGUGAGAACCGGAUUCCGUUAGACUGGGAAAUGCGACUAAGGAUCGCAACCGGUGCAGCCAGGGGUAUCGCGCACAUCCACUCACACAGUGGAGGGAAGCUCGUCCAUGGCAACCUAAAAGCCUCAAACAUUUUCCUCAACUCCAAGCAAUACGGCUGCGUCUCCGACCUUGGCUUAGCAACAUUGAUGAAUCCAAUUGCACCACGUUUAACACGGACACCAGGGUACCGCGCGCCAGAAGUUACAGAUACUAGGAAACCAUCACAGGCAUCUGACAUCUAUAGCUUUGGGGUGGUUAUACUUGAACUUCUCACUGGAAAAUCCCCUGUCCACGCUUCUGGACGGGAAGAGGUCAUCCACCUGGUCCGUUGGGUUCAAUCUGUGGUUCGUGAGGAAUGGACGGGUGAAGUGUUCGACGUUGAGCUAUUAAGGUACCCUAACAUAGAGGAAGAAAUGGUGGCAAUGCUGCAAAUAGGCAUGAGCUGUGUAGCAAGAAUGCCGGGGCAGAGGCCGAAAAUCGGAGAUGUGGUGAAGAUGCUGGAGGAGAUAAGAAGUGUUAGUGCAGGAAACAGCCAGUCUGCUGGAACAAGAACACCAGGCUCAACUCCUACUCUGACUCCAUAUGUGGCUGAGGCUGGAUCCUCAUUGGGUCAGAAUUAGUUGCUGGUCAUAUGAUUUAUUAUUUGGAUUAUUUAUGUAUUCUUGAUUCGCUUUGACAAGUUUGUGUUUGCGAAAUUGUUAAAACAACCUGGUUCAUGCAAACUCAGAAGUCAGGUUUAUUUACUUUAGCGAAAUUCAUUGAUUGUGGUUCAUGGCCAA
Molecule: messenger RNA, 2556 nt
Organism: Sesamum indicum (sesame)
Lineage: Eukaryota; Viridiplantae; Streptophyta; Magnoliopsida; Lamiales; Pedaliaceae
Product: putative inactive receptor kinase At4g23740
Biological process (GO): protein phosphorylation
Molecular function (GO): protein binding; protein kinase activity; ATP binding
Source: RefSeq, a predicted model, not a curated record